GUUUAAACCCCAUCAUCGAUAACUACUAACGAAUUAAAUAAUUUCUCCACUAAAAAGUUGCGAAAAUGUAAAGAACUUCACUAAAUUUUCAUUGGCGGUCACUCAAGGCAUAUUCCUACAUGUAUCUUCCUCUCAUAGAUGUAUAACACACUCAUGUUCAAGAUUGGUGGUUCUGAUCAGUCCACCCCUUGAAUUUAUUGCCAUAUCUACUAACUUAUAUACUACCUACUACUGCUUACUAUUUACUACUUACCCUACGCUGUAGGGCUUAAGACAGUCGCAGAUAUUCAAGUCAGACAACAAACCAGCAAAGGCACGUGGAUAUCACAAGCUACAGUAACUACGCAUAUAAUUUCGAGGCAUCCGGCCGCGAGCAACCAUCUUUGUGUGUUACUGUUACUGUUUCUGCCUUUCACCAAUGUCUUCCUUUUCCUCCACUGGGAACGCGACAGCACAGCGUGUCCCAGCAUGGAAGCGAUUGGGUCUCAAGCUUAAGCCUACACCCGAAGAACAAAACCAGAACGGAACCCUGCCUGCGCCCACGGGUGCUACUGCUCCGACAGUGCCCAACCAUCAGCAUCAAACCCCCACCAGCCUGAUCAAUGCCAAUGCGAAGAGAAAAUCUUCUGGCGUUCCUGCAUUAGCCCAUUCGGCUAAAAAGGUGAAGAGAGAUAUCUCACAAAAUCAGGACUCUUCCAACCAGACAGCCAGAAAGGUCAAGUCUGUCUCGUUCGCCACCGCUUCUAUCCAAGACGCCGGGUCUUCAGCAACGGCAAGCGGCACACCGGUCACGAACAAGAAGAAGUCUCUAUUAAUUAAGAGCCCCACCGCGGCCUCUUCCACCCUAGUCAAGAAGCAAGCUCCUGUCAACUUGGAACCCGCGCUCGAGUAUCUACGCCAGUGGCAUUCGUCUAGAGAUACUUGGAAAUUCAACAAGAAUCACCAGACCAAACUACUAGAGCAAGUUUUCGCCUACGAGACUACUAUACCGGCGGUCGAUAUCCACAUCUUCUAUGAUUAUAUCAGGGGUCUGAAAGGAGCCGUCCGAAUGAGACUCAAAGAGCUUGCAUCUGGCGUCAAGGAACAAGACAUGGAACAGGGACCCGAAGCCUUCGCGGCUUCCAGUAAAGAGAUGGCCCAGAGAAAGCAGAAGGAGUAUGAGGAGGCUAUUGCACGUUUCUUAAGCCAGCCUACGACACCCGGAAAGCGACGUUUCAAUGAGGUCGACUACGUCCUCCGGGCUGCAGAUAUGGAAACCCAACGCCGGGUUGUCAAGCGAAUGCGUUGCGAGAUGGUAUUGGAUGAGCUUUCCGACAGCGGCGACACCGAGACAGCGGACACAGCUACCGCCGCGACGACCACGGCGCAAGGAAGCAGUACUGUUGGCGAGCCCGAGCAUGCUACGAGUGAAGGCGCAACGACCGAAGCUGAGGGUGUUCAGCGCCUCAGCUUGAACGAUGGCCCGCAGCAAAGAGUCAAGCGCAAGAGAAAAACCAGGACCGCGGUGGUCGACGAUGAAACGAGCUCAGAAUCUGACUCAGACUCAGAUUCUGACAGCGCAUCGGAUUCGAGCUCCGACUCGGGCAGCAGCUCAUCUGAUUCCUCGGAUGAUGAGGUAGUACAACCGCAAUUGACCGUUAAUGAGGCCAAUAGCUCGUCCAGCAGCUCAUCCUCGUCUGAAGCAUCGGAUUCCGACGAGGACUAGGAUGGCUAGUCACUGACAUGAUAAGGGGCGA
This is a messenger RNA of Hypoxylon fragiforme, 1736 nucleotides long. RefSeq lists its product as uncharacterized. NCBI's taxonomy places the organism in Eukaryota, Fungi, Ascomycota, Sordariomycetes, Xylariales, Hypoxylaceae. The transcript has a single exon. The coding region runs from base 419 to 1705 and encodes 428 amino acids. The record is from RefSeq and is a predicted model, not a curated record.